CUGCUCUGCUCUCUCGCUCGCUCUCUCUGUGGUCGGAACAAACUGAGUAGUCGGAAUUUUAAGUAACCAAACCAAAUUAAAUGUGCUUUUACAUCAACAAACGCUGGACGCGCAAUAAGUGAGGUGUUAAUUAUGCGCCGCAGCAGCAGCCAGCAGUGAGAGAAUGAUGCACUCCGCCUGAUUUUUUGGCAGCACAACUGUUUGGAUUGGCUAAAACGCAGCAAAAUUAAGGGAAAUAACAAAAAAAAAAAAAAAAUCAGCCAGAAGAACGUCGAACGUCGAAAAAAGAAAGCGCGAUGUGCGACGGUGAAAUUGGCGAUCCGGUGACUCAGCCACGUUCCGAGGGCGGUGGAUUGCUGGACGAGCCGGCGGAGAAGCACCUGACCAAUGGAUCGCCCGAGCCGGAGCCCGUCGAUCCCCUCCUGGUGGCCCAGUGGUCGCUGGAGGAUGUGACCAGCUGGGCCAGCUACACAGAGCACUUCUCGCGCAUCCUGCUCGACUGCCUGCGCCAGGAGGCCAUCGACGGCGAAGUCCUGCUCUCGCUGACCGAGGAGGAUGUCCGGGACCUGCGCUACCGCCUGGGCUACAAACUCACCUUCGGGGAGCUCAAAAAAUUCUGGCUAGCCACGCUCAAACUGCAGCUGCUGGUGAAGAACAGCUCCGCGGAAUCCGUGAUGCUGGGCAUCGAGAGUCAUGGCGGGAACUCGGUGUACAUGCCACUGUCCAAUGCCGGCGGCGGUCCACCAUCCUCCUCCACCUGCCCCUGUCCGCAGGUCGAGUGCCCCAGCUAUGUGUCCGAUUGCGACACCUAUUUGCGCAUGGGCGGACGCUAUGUUCCGCCGGAAUACUUCAAGACCGCCAUGAGCUUAGGCUACUCGUUCGUGGUCACCUGGAUAACUUCAUUAACGAUGGUUAUCGUGCACGAACGAGUUCCGGAUAUGAAACGCUAUCCGCCGCUGCCGGACAUCUUCCUGGACAAUGUGCCGCACAUUCCAUGGGCCUUCAACAUGUGCGAGAUCACCGGCUCGCUGCUCUUCACCAUUUGGGUGGUCGUGCUGAUCUUCCACAAGUACCGAUUGGUCCUCCUGCGGCGUUUCUUCGCUCUGGCGGGCACUGUUUUCCUGCUGCGUUGCGUCACCAUGCUGAUCACCUCGCUGAGCGUUCCGGGAACGCAUCUGCAGUGCAGCCAAAAGGAUUUCGCCAUCGAUGAUCCGAAUGUGGACAUGUUGGGUGCCCUGAUCAUACGGAUGUCGCGGGCCUAUCGCAUCUGGAGCGGCCUGGGAAUGUCCAUUCAGGGCGUGCGAACCUGCGGCGAUUACAUGUUCAGUGGUCACACAGUGGCCCUCACCCUGCUCAACUUCUUUAUCACAGAGUAUACGCCGCGGAAUCUGUACUUCCUGCACACGCUCACCUGGCUGCUCAACAUGUUCGGCAUCUUCUUCAUCCUGGCUGCCCAUGAGCACUACUCCAUCGAUGUGUUUGUGGCCUUCUAUAUCACCUCGCGUCUGUUUCUGUAUUACCAUACGUUGGCGAAUAAUAGGGCUCUCAUGCAAAGCGACUCCAAGAGGACGCGUGUUUGGUUUCCCAUGUUCAGCUACUUCGAGAGCAGCGUCGAUGGAAUGGUGCCCAAUGAGUAUGACACUCUAGGCUCCCUUAUCGAUGGGAUUAUUGAACAGAUCUUCAAGGCCAAGGACCAAUUGGCCUUAACCAUAAAGCGCACCUGGCUGGAUGCCCCGUCGAGCGAUAGUUCAACGACUCACAUCUUUGGCUCCGAUUCGGCGGAUACAUGUUUACACAAUGGAACAUCAUCGGCAUCCCCUUUCUUUAGUCCUCACCAGUCGAUGGUUGGGAGCCAGACACAUUUGAAUAAUGCUCGAUCAACGGCUGCCAUGCCCGCGGCUGCUCCUCCAUCGGCGGCAAAGAGUUUACAGGCUCAGAAGAAGACCUUUAGGGACGCAAGUGUUGACCCCUUCUCCAGGACGACGUUCGCCGCUGGCCUGGAACCCUCCAAGGAAAAGAAACAGCUCUGAUUCCCACAGCCAUUCGCUCUUCCACAUCAGUUUAUCGAUGACGUUCUUCGAAAAGCAAACAUGCAGAAAUCAACCAUACCGACUGAUAUUUUUAUUUCGAAAUUACCAUUUUUCCCUUUUACAGCUCCUCCUCCUCUUCCUUUUCCCCCUCGUAUUAUUGUAUGCAUUCUACCAUUCGUAGUGCCUUCCGGGUCGUAGUUUCCCCCACCUAGAACAAUGUUGUGUCCCCAGAUCUUUUCCUUAGUUUACAUGUGGAAUUUGAAUAUCGAAGUUUUCUUAGCCGGGAGACGCUCCACGUCGGCUUCUAAUUGAUAAUGAUAAGAUAACCCUCCUCAUUCCGUUCAAUUGAGUUUUGAACUAAAUGUAUUUAUUAUUGAAGACUUUUAAUGCAUUAUUAUGUAAUUGUAAGCAUGUGAAACAAGCGUAUUUUUAGUUAAUUAGUGAUAAGUUUGGAAAGUUUCUGUUGAACGCACAAAAAUUAAUAAAUCAAAUGAAUAUUCUCAGAGUCUGGAGAAACCACUGUGAA
Molecule: messenger RNA, 2556 nt
Organism: Drosophila takahashii
Lineage: Eukaryota; Metazoa; Arthropoda; Insecta; Diptera; Drosophilidae
Gene: SMSr
Product: Sphingomyelin synthase related
Biological process (GO): ceramide biosynthetic process
Cellular component (GO): plasma membrane; endoplasmic reticulum membrane; Golgi membrane
Molecular function (GO): protein binding; ceramide cholinephosphotransferase activity; sphingomyelin synthase activity
Source: RefSeq, a predicted model, not a curated record